AUGUCACUUGGUGAAUCUAAUAGCAUCCAUGUCGCCAUAAUAGGCGGAGGGAUAACGGGUAUUAUACUCGCGCUAGGUCUGCAGAAGCGCGGUGUCAACUUCACUCUGUAUGAACGGGCCCCGGCUUUUACGGAACUCGGAGCCGGCAUCGGAUUCAGCCCUAACGCUGAGCGCGCCUUGAAAGUCAUCAAUCCCGAAAUAGAUCGCGUCUACAAGCAAUUGGUCGCGCCAACUCAUGGUGUAGAAGAGUAUUUCCAAUGGGCCGACGGCUACAGAACAAGUGAAAUCGAGGCGAAGCUAUUAAUCGGCGUGGACUGCUUUCAGGGAGGACGACGUUCCGACUUCGUGGAUGGGUGGUCAAAGCUCAUCUCGAAGGACUCGGUGAAGUUCAACAAGGAGCUGUCGUUCCUCGUUCAUAGAGAUGACGGCAAGGUAUCGUUGCAGUUUAAAGAUGGUUCCGUUGAUGAAGCGGAUGCUGUAAUUGGCUGUGACGGAAUCCAUUCACGCGUUCGUCAACUGAUAUUAGGAGAGACUAAUCCAGCCUCAUAUGCCAGCUAUACAAACAAAUACUGCUUCAGGGCGUUGGUUCCUAUGGAGAAGGCUCAGGCGGCGUUAGGCACGGAGCAGACGACGGGAAGUGACAAAUCGCUGAACAGGGUCAUGUACAACGGGCCGAAUGCGCAUAUUAUCACAUACCCAGUGGCCCAGGGUCAGUUCAUGAACAUCCUGCUCGUCAUCUCCGACCCCCACCCGUGGAAGACCGAAGAUGGCAAGCACACGGCCGCUGGAAGCAAGGGAGAGGCUCUUCGGGCCUACGAGGGCUGGCACCCGCGAGUGAGGGCGAUAGCAGAGCUGCUGCCCGAAGAACUGCAGAAGUGGGCCAUCUUCGACAUGUGCGAGAACCCGGCGCCAUACUACUACCGUGAUAGCGUGGCGAUCGCAGGCGAUGCGGCUCACGCUGCGGGUCCCCACCUCGGCUCUGGAGCUGGUUUCGGCAUAGAAGAUGCGCUGGUGCUCGCAACGGUGCUCGAAGCUGUCAACGAAAAGCUUGACGUUCAGGGCCAGAAGGCGAAGGUGGAACUCUGCCAGGCUGCGCUAGCCGCUUAUAAUAACAUGAGAUAUGAUCGCACGCAAUGGCUCGUAGGGGCAACCCGGGAAGCUUGCGCGUUGUUCCAUUGGCAGGACGAAAACGUCGGUAGCGAUUUCGGAAAGUUUCUUCCGGAGAUCACCAAGCGAUUUCACAAGAUCUGGAAGCAAGACAUCGACGAGAUGCUCAGGGAGACCCGUGAAGAAUUCAAGAGGUUGGGUAGCGAGUUGCCGAACUAA
Molecule: messenger RNA, 1326 nt
Organism: Annulohypoxylon truncatum
Lineage: Eukaryota; Fungi; Ascomycota; Sordariomycetes; Xylariales; Hypoxylaceae
Product: FAD/NAD(P)-binding domain-containing protein
Exons: 3
Coding region: 1-1326 (441 amino acids)
Biological process (GO): secondary metabolite biosynthetic process
Molecular function (GO): FAD binding
Source: RefSeq, a predicted model, not a curated record